Molecule: messenger RNA, 2323 nt
Organism: Branchiostoma floridae (Florida lancelet)
Lineage: Eukaryota; Metazoa; Chordata; Leptocardii; Amphioxiformes; Branchiostomatidae
Exons: 3
Coding region: 116-778 (220 amino acids)
Biological process (GO): regulation of transcription by RNA polymerase II; DNA-templated transcription
Molecular function (GO): RNA polymerase II cis-regulatory region sequence-specific DNA binding; DNA-binding transcription factor activity, RNA polymerase II-specific
Source: RefSeq, a predicted model, not a curated record
UGUUCAUGCUAGAACUAAGGAGUAUUUCUACAGAUUGCAUCAUAUUGUGUAAUUUAUAUAUAGAAGCUGUGGCUGUGGGGGAAAUCAGUCCAAAGUAUUCCCCUCUUCCUUCUACAUGUGUAAACAGUUGGUAUUCCCAAGGUGUGGUGUAGUCGGAAAAUAUUUCUUACAUUUACCAAUAUUUGUUUGCAUCCUGUUUUCAGACGAGCUCGUCGGUACGCCUUCCCUGUCUGACAGCACCAAGUGUGUUGAGGACAUUACGGAACUGACUGACUGCAAUGGUGACUUAAAUGAGUUUCUUAGUGGUGAUCUUGCUGGGCAGAUGUUGGACAUGGAGAACUUCUUGGACUUCACCGACCUGUCCCAGUUUAUGGGGAUGGUUGGCGCAGGUGAAUCUACAGAGGGAGAGGAAGCGACUGAUGUAACAGCACCCAUGCUGUUCCCACUUGCUGACAACCCUCCCACCGUAGCCGCCAUCCCCCAGGCUUCCACUUCUGAUGAGCCUCCAGUGAAGAUGGCCCGCCUCUCGGCCUCCGAGAGUAGCCCAUCAUCCCCCGUUCCUUCCCCCGCUGAGCCACCAAUCGACAGGCGCCGCAAGAACAACAUCGCUGCCCAAGUCUCCCGCCGAAAGCGUAAGGAGCGCGAGGCAGGCAUGGAGCAGAAGGCGGUCGAGCUGGAAGCAGCGAACGCCAAGCUUCGCGAGAAGGUGGCACAGCUGGAGCAGGCGACCAAGGAGAUGAAGCAGCAGCUCAUCCAAUCACUGGCCUUCGGGAAGUGAAGCCCUGGCAGCUAUUUAACGGGUGACCCUGACUAUGGUGACAUAGAAAGUUGAACUUCAACUGGGGACUCUAGUGGUAAAACUUAAGCUGCAGUAUAAGUGUUACUGAUGACGAGACCCUGUUUAGUUUCAGCUAAGUCUUUGCCAUGGAUCAUUGGUCACUCUUUUAUGUUUCCAUGUUGAUCCUUGUAGAUCCAUGUUUUGUGUUAAAUUAAAGACAUACAAAAUGUUAGUGAUUCCAUGUAACCCAGUAGAUGUACAUGAAGACAGUGGCCAUUCUCAGUACAGGAGGCUGAAAAUGGACUUGGAAGAUUUCCCUCAAGGUUGCGAUGACAAGAUUGGUGUGUUUUUUAAGUAAGAGAAUGGGAAAUUUAUGUCCUUUCUUUAACACUCCUGUACUAGAAAUGGCCUAAGAUAGACAUAAGGCCCACUUAGUAAAAUUAUUUUAAAUGUUCGCAAUGCCACUACUUCUGUUUUACAUUGGUUCAAAAGAAUAGAAGGUGGCAAGUGGGCAUAUCUUGUGUAGUCCUGUAAAUUGUUGCUUGUGGAGGUAGAAACAGACCAACAAAUGUACCUCACUGAUAAAAAAUAGACCAAAAAUAUGACUAUAGACCAGUAUAGCAUAUUAGUAUUUUGCUAUGCCUAAGUACCUGACAUUUGUUAAAAAGGGUACUAGGCAAAAGACCAAAAACAAGGUAGUAUAGAUGAUCAUCCAUUGUUGGAUGUUAAAUAAGAACAAAAUUAAAAAAAAAAAAAAGAAGAAAAAAAUCGUUGUGAAAAAAGGAAAGAUGUAAAAUUAUGAAGGAAUGAGAUUUACUCAAGCCAUAUGCUUAAGACAAAUGUGUCAGGCUGAAUAUCUGAAAAUGGUUAAGAAAUGGUUUGAAUAUUUAAUGAAGAAGGGUAUCAAGCAAUACACUUCAGAAGUCAGGUGUAGACCACAUAUCUAACCUUUUCUUAAGUAUUCUUGGAAAGAUUAUCAAUCAGUGAAGGAAUAUUGUUGGAGAUUUUUUAUAUUGAAAUGACAUGAUGUGUGAUGUUUUGGGGGCUGUACCAGUUUGUAGACUUAGCAUGGGGUGGUCAAGAUGUGUUUUUCAGAACGAAAGGGAAUGCACUGUAGCAAGAUAUUGAGGGGUUAAGACAAUCUUCCUGACCACCCCUGUUAUGACCUUAAUGGCACAGCCCCUACUUGUAAGUGUACUUAACAGCAGGUUAUAUGAAAUGGCUGUAAGACUUAGUCUUUCAAAUCUUCUAUUCAGAUUGCUGGCUGGCACACAAAACUGGAAGUUGAUUUGUAAGACAGAGCUACAGAGUGUGCAAUGUAGUGAAAGCCUAUGUAUUGAUAAAGUAAAGAAGUGUAGUCAGAACACUUGUCUGUAUUUGAGAAGAAAAAAAGCACUGUAGAUGGCUUUUAAAUCAUGGCAGUAUCUUGAUGUUUUUACAUCAUUUAUCAUGUAGCACAUAUUCUGCUGUUACAGAUGGGAGUAAAUUUGUACAUGCUUUUGUAAGGAAGGAUCAGAUGUAAAUAAAAAGACACUGGUGAUCUAA